GGCACAGAGCCGACCGAUCCCGUUACGGAAUAUUGAAAUUUAUAUUUCCAUUUCAGUGUAUUAUAUAUUUGGUUUGCUACGCCGUGGCGGCAGAACAGAGCCGAGUGAAAGAAGGCACCAUGCAAGAGGGGGACAUGAGACCAGGACGACAAGGACAGUUUUACACUCCAAACGUGUGAGCUGCAAGAUGGCACAGCAGCUGUGCCUUUGACGGCGACCAAGCAUCCUUCCCACGUCGACGUUGUCUGAUUAAGCAGCAUCAUGGCUUUUUGCAAUGAAAGCCUGCUGGAGGGCUGCGACCUGAUGGAGCCGGAUGACGUCGUUGAAACCACAAAGAGCACGCCAUCCGACCCGGGGGCGCCUCUCAUAUCAGUCACGUUGCGCGUGACUCUGGCCGCCGUCAUGAUCUUCAUGAUCACCAUCGGAUUCCUGGGCAACUCCAUCGUGUGCUUGAUCGUCUACCAGAAGCCGGCCAUGCGGUCCGCCAUCAACCUCCUCCUCGCCACGCUGGCCUUCUCGGACAUCAUGCUGUCGCUCCUGUGCAUGCCCUUCACCGCCGUCACGCUAGGGAGCGGCGACUGGAGUUUUGGGAGAGGAUUCUGCCGCGCCUCCAUCAUGCUCUACUGGCUCUUUGUCUUGGAGGGAGUGUCCAUACUCCUCAUCAUCAGCGUGGACCGCUUUCUCAUCAUCGUACAGCGCCAGGACAAGUUGACGCCGCACAGAGCAAAGGUCUUGAUCGCAGGGUCGUGGUUGUUAAGUUUAUGCAUCUCUUUACCGUCCGUCGUGGGCUGGAGGACCGGGGCCGCAGACAUAGGGGAUGCCUGGGCGCCGCAGUGUGUGUUGGGUUACAGUGAGUCCGUGGCCGACCGGGCCUAUGCCAUCCUCUUGGCGGUUGCGGUCUUCUUCGCCCCCUUUUCCGUCAUGCUCUACUCUUACUUGUGCAUCCUUAGCACAGUUCGCCACAACACCCUGCGUGUCCACAGCCACGCCAGCGAGCACUCCUGCCUGCCGGCCCUCAACCAAGUCAGCAAACGGAGGCUCAUCGGGCUGCAGAGACACCCCCACAUUAAAGUGGACAUGAGCUUCAAAACCAGAGCCUUCACCACCAUCCUCAUCCUCUUCGUGGGCUUCUCAGCGUGCUGGCUGCCAUACACCGUGGUGAGCCUGCUGGCAGUGUUCAGCCGCCGCUUCUACUACAGCCCGGUCUUCUACCCCAUCAGCAUAGGCGCCCUGUGGCUCAGCUACCUGAAGACGGUUUUCAAUCCCAUCAUCUACUGCUGGAGGAUCCGAAAGUUCCGGGAGGCGUGUCAGGAAUUUGUCCCAAAAAGCUGCCGUCUGUGUCCAAAAGUGGCAGGGCGGAGCCGAAGGAGGGUGCGACCAAGCAACAUUUACGUCUGCAGCGAGACGCAGUCGGCAGUGUGAAAGACGCAAAAUGUCAACUUUUUAAGGUUAAUCUGAUUAUCAAGUACAUACGAAUUUCCUCCCUCUUGCUUGUGAUUUUUACAUCAUUUGUGUUGGUUUUCACUGCGGACAUGUUGACUAUUUUUUAGAGCGAAAACGUGUUAAGACGCCUCUGCUGGUUGCAGCCAAGUAGCCCACUCCAUUUAAAGGCCAUCAAUUAACAAUCAAUAUCACACAAUUGUACCAAUCCGUUGUGGUGAAGAAGGAGCUUAGAGAUAGGGUGAGAAGCUCUGUCAUCCGAGAGGAGCUCAAAGUAAAGCCACUGCUCCUCCACAUCGAGAGGAGCCAGAUGAGGUGGCUCGGGCAUCUGGUCAGGAUGCCUCCCGAACGCCUCCCUAGGGAGGUGUUUAGGGCACGUCCAACCGGUAGGAGACCACGGGGAAGACCCAGGACACGUUGGGAAGACUAUGUCUCCCGGCUGGCCUGGGAACGCCUCGGGAUCCCCCGGGAAGAGCCAGAUGAUGUGGCUGGGGAGAGGGAAGUCUGGGCUUCCCUGCUUAGGCUGCUGCCCCCGCGACCCGACCUCGGAUAAGCGGAAGAAGAUGGAUGGAUAUCACACAAUUGACGGAAUUGUUAACAGUUGAAUAAUUUAUUUCUUUUUUACUUGUAACGUUGUGGUUGAAAAUGUCUAUCUGAAUGUUAUGAACUCCUAUUUCCAUGUCAUCGGUGUAUCGAACAGAAUAAUGUUGCAAUAACGAAGGCCAUAGUUUAGCUUUCGACAGCCAACGUGUUGACGUUUUAUUUAGAGCAGAAACGUGUCAAAACAUUAUCAACAGCGCCUUUGCUGGUUGCACAUUCCACAUAAAGGGGAACUACACUUUUUUCUUUUAAUUUUACCUAUUGUUCACAAUCAUUAUGAAAUACAUUAAGACAGAUGUUUUUUUAAUCCAUUUUAACUCAUAAAACCCAAUUAAAAACAUCCAAAAACCGCCAACAGUACUCUAUUUACAUUUCGUGACUUGAAUAUUUAGCAAGUAUUGGUGAUAUUGUUUAUAAGCGCUAACACAUGACAAGCCGUGACCACAAUCUAUGUGAACAAUAUCGAACGAUUAGCUGUAUCCUAGCUUUCCUGCUUGUGGAAGUUUAUUGUGGAUCAUAAAUCAUGCCUCUCACCUGGAGUGUAGAAGGAUGAGGAUGUAAACCAACAAGUUGGUACACUUUGGCAGCCUAGUUAGACCUGAAAUGGCGAAUAACGACACUUAACGAUGCUUGGUUCCAUCUAAACGUGAAUAUAACAAGAUUCCAACAGUCGGCAUGCUAAUGACAGCAUAAAUCGUACAGUAAGUGAUGUUUUAUUAUACCUGUUGGCUAUCAUGAAGUCUGAGGAUGUAAUCCAACAAGUUGGUACACUUUGACAGCCUAUAAAGAUGCUUGGUUCCAUCUAAACGGGAAUAUAACAAGAUUCAAUAAGUCGGCAUGCUAAUGACAGCAGACAUUGUACAGUAAGUGAUGUUUUAUUAUACCUGUUGGCUCUCAUGAAGUCUGAGGAUGUAAUCCAACAAGUUGGUACACAUUGACAGCCUAUUUAGACCUGAAAUGGCAAAAAACGACACUUAAAGAUGCUUGGUUCCAUCUAAACGGGAAGAUAAGAAGAUUCCAACAGUCGGCAUACUAAUGACAGCAGACAGUGUACAUUAAGUGACGUUUCAUCAUGCCUGUUGGCUCUCAUGAAGUCUGCAGUGACUUUUGAUCAGUGAUUUAGUUGAACAAAAAAAAAGUUGUGAUGCGUUUUUGAAAUUAAUGCGCUGAAAAUUCCAAAAAUUAUCAAAAUAUGUAAAUAUUAAAUGUUAUUAUGAAUGUGCCCAUUACUACAUUACAUAUAUACUUACAUAAUGUAUAUAAGACCUUAAUAGUGGUGUUGGGAUGUUUUUUGGCAGAUUAGAGCAGCUCCCUUAUGCUCCAUUGUAAGCAGACUUUAGUUCGUAUUUAUUUUUUAAAAAGCAUUAGAAAAACUUAAACAUAUGUGUUCUUGUCUUACAUAAGAAUUGUGAAUGAUAGGCAACAUUCCCCAAAAAAGUGCCGGAUUGCCAUAUUUUUUUGUUUGUUUUGUAGGGAUUCAUAUUUCGUAUUAUUGCUGUCAAAGCACUUCGGAGGAGAAAAGCGACACCAUGCUUUUCACGCGUUAAUAGCACAAAAUGUGGAUUCUUAUGGUCAUGGUUUGAUUGUCCAAGAUGUAUGGUAAUGUAAUCUGUGAUAUUUCUACCUGAAAAAAUGCUUAAGAUAUUCUGUAUCAUGUUGAACAAGUUAAUUCAUAUCUCUAUCAUAAUCAUAUUAUAAAGUAGUAUACACUUUUUUUCAAUCUGCUAUAAAACAUUUAUUUAGGUAGAAAUAUAAUAUAUUACACUGCAAAACAUCUUUGACAAAGCAUGAUCGUAAUGUUUAUUUUGUUAUGGUUGUUAGACCAGAUUUAACACGCAGCGCUAUUAUUGUGUGAUUAGUAUGAGAAGAGGUGUUUUGAAGACGUGAAAGUUCUGAGAUAAAAAAAUGAAUCUAAACUUCCUGCUCACCAUCUUUCUAUUCUGAUUAGCUUUUAUUCAAUUUUACUACUGCAGUUACUGUAACCAUCUACAUUUUAUGUUAUCAAUGCACUCAACCGUAAUCCAAACAAGGAAGUAAAGCUUAUUCUUUCUUCAAGGUAAAAUAGUUUUGUAUUGUCAGGAAAACAACUUUGGACACAGGAUUUCCAUAAUGUCCCCUUUUCCUUGUACAUUCUUGCUUGCUAUUUACGAGUUGCGGCUCAACAAUAACUGAACGCCAUUACAUUUCCUACGCUACAGAAUGGACCAUUGGUCAAAAACGAGUCAGCACGCAUGUGCAUUAAUAGUGCGUUAUUAUCAUGUUUACUUUGACAGAGUUUUUUUUUUUACUGCUAAUGUUAUGGAGGAGUUGGGCUGUAGCUUGAGUUGCCAUAAUGCUGCUAUUCUAUAAAUAGCAAACUGGAGAAUGGGAGAAUGUCUCCCUGAAUGUUCUGAAUUCCUGUUUCCAUGUCAGUGUUGUAUUGAGCAAAAUGAGGAGUAGAGGAAGAGUUGUGCCAUAGCAAUGUCUUUGUGGAUGCAGCUCAACUUCCACAACCUGAUGCCAUGCUGUCCUUUAGACCAGUGGUCCCCAACCUUUUUGAAGCUGCGGACCGGUCAACGCUUGAUAAUUUGUCACGCGGC
Molecule: messenger RNA, 4619 nt
Organism: Nerophis ophidion (straightnose pipefish)
Lineage: Eukaryota; Metazoa; Chordata; Actinopteri; Syngnathiformes; Syngnathidae
Gene: gpr45
Product: G protein-coupled receptor 45
Exons: 2
Coding region: 262-1422 (386 amino acids)
Biological process (GO): G protein-coupled receptor signaling pathway
Cellular component (GO): membrane
Molecular function (GO): G protein-coupled receptor activity
Source: RefSeq, a predicted model, not a curated record